GCAGCAGCGGGGCGCGGAGGGAGAGGUGGCCAGUUCGACGAGUUCAAGGUUUCCUCUGGGUGACAGCCCGCCUGCUUCAGUCACUGGAGUGAACAGGCGAGAAAGAAACUCUGGUCCUUGCGGCGGAAAGCCUCUGUUGACGGAGCCAAAAUGCUGAACAUGUGGAAAGUUCGGGAGUUGGUCGAUAAAGCGACCAACGUGGUGAUGAACUACACUGAGAUUGAGUCCAAGGUGCGGGAGGCCACCAACGAUGACCCCUGGGGACCUUCAGGCCAGCUCAUGGGAGAGAUCGCCAGAUGCACAUUCAUGUACGAGCAGUUUCCCGAAGUGAUGAACAUGCUGUGGACCAGAAUGCUCAAAGACAACAAGAAGAACUGGAGAAGAGUUUAUAAGUCCCUGUUGCUGUUGUCCUACUUGAUUAAAAAUGGGUCCGAGAGAGUCGUCACCAGUUCCAGAGAACACCUGUACGACCUGCGCUCUAUAGAGAGCUACCACUGCAUAGAUGAGAGCGGUAAGGACCAGGGCAUUAACGUGCGCCAGAAGGUGAAGGAGCUGACGGAGCUGGUGCAGGACGACGAGCGGCUGCGUGACGAACGCAAGAAGGCCAAGAAGAACAAGGACAAGUACAUAGGGGUCUCCUCCGACAGCAUGGGGUACAGGGGAUACGCGGAUGAGGGUGAGGGUAAGGGGCGGCGCUGGGACUCGGACUGGGAGCAGAAGGGGGCGUUUCCCUUCAGUGAGAAGGUGGGCGAGAUCAGCGGACGCAUCGGCUCCACCAUCGAGGACGCCGUCAGAAGCUUCCGCAACAAGCCCAGAGACGACUCCCCCGACCGCUUCAGCGACGCGGAAGAGGAGAGGGGGCGGGGCCAGCAGAAUGGCCAAUCCAGAGGGGAGUUCAAGGACGAAGAGGAAACCGUGACAACCAAGAGUGUGCAGAUCGUCCAGGCAACAGAAACCACGGCAACACGCAAGAGAGGGGGCGUUCCCUCCAAGAAGGUGGACCUCGGAGCAGCCGCCGCCUACACGGGAGACACUAGCCCCGCCCCCACCAGCACCAAGAAGCCAGAUGCCCCCAGCCAAUCAGGAGCCGGCCUGGUGGACCUGUUCGCAGUAGAGGCCACGCCCACCCAGGCUGCACCCGCCAGCACAGAUCUGUUUGCAGACUUCUCCUCUGCAGCAGCUUCAGCAAGUCUCCCUUCAGCACCUGUCCCUGCCGGUGAUUUCGGAGGAUGGAAUGCCUUCCCCGAUGGAGCCCCUCCUACUUCUGCAGUUGACUUGUUUGGCUCCGCCCCCGUGCCCUCUGACCCUGUGAUGUCAUCAGCGCCGGCCUCUUCGGAACUGUUCGACCUCUUUAGCCCCGCCCCCCAGACCGCCUCCAUCUCCGCUUCGCAGAGCAUCGCCUUCUCCAUGACAACGAACUACAGCAACCUGCCACAGUCUCAAUCACAGCCUCUGAGUCUAGGAGAUCCUCUGAUGCCUCAGGCGAUGGGGCAGAAGGCGGGUGGUCUGCAGGGUCCUAAAGCUGGUGGUGUUCCCGCCACAUGGUCGGAUUCCAACAUCAACAUCAGCCUGGACCUCCUCUCCCCAACCCCCCCCAAACCACAACAGCCUACCCUCAGCAUGAUGCAGCAAGGUGUGCCACAGGCUCCGGUUGGCAUGGUAACCCAGGGCUUUGCUGGCAUGAAUCUGGGCAUGCAGAGUGUCGGUGCCAUCCGGGCGCCAGGCAACCCCACGAUGCCAGGAGGCGGUGUUGCCAUGGGGAUGCCCGCCAUGGGGAUGCCGAUGAACCAGGGCAUGAUGGGAAUGAACAUGAGCAUGGGGAUGCCCAGCAACAUGGGCAUGGGGUUACCUGGCAACAUGGGGAUGGGGUUGCCCGGCAACAUGGGGAUGGGGAUGGGCAUGGGUACCAUGGCAAUGGGCGCCACGCCAGCGGCCAAACCAGACGCGUUCGCCGACUUCGCCAACUUCAAAUGAGACCAGGGGGGAGUGUGUGUGUGUCUAGUGGAGAGUGUGUAUGCGAUGAGGUCUCGUGUGACGCCUUUACCAACUUUGCUGACUUCAACUGAGACCAGAAGAGAGCGAUUGUGUGUGUGUGUGUGUGUGUGAGAGAGAGAGAGAGAGAUGGGGCCUUGUAUGUGUGAGAGUUGAGAGAGAGAGAGUGUGUGUGUGUGUGUGUGUGUGUGUGUGUGUGUGAGAGAGAGAGAGAGAGAGAGAGAGAUGGGGCCUUGUAUGUGUGAGAGUUGAGAGAGAGAGUGUGUGUGUGUGUGUGAGAGAGAGAGAGAGAGAGAGAGAGAGAGGGAGAGGUGGUGAUGGAGAGUACUUGAAGAUGAGAGAAACACAGCCAGCUGUUAAAUCAUACACAGACCUGAAUUUAUCAACACACACACAGUUCAAUCAGUGGGUAGAGGGUUGUAUAUGUGUGUGUGUGUGUAUGUGCAUGUGUGGAUAAUGAAGUAAUAAUAAUUAUUAUUUUAAUGAUGAUAAUAGUGAUUUUAAGGAAUGCACGAAAAAAUCAAACUUCUGAGAAUCUCAAUCAUAAAACCCACCCCUCGUGUGUGUGUGUGUGUGUGUGUGUGUGUGUUAGUGAGUGAGAGAGAUAGACAGAGUGCGUGUGAGAGGGAGAGAGUGUAUGUGAAAGAUCAAGUGUGUGUGUGUGUGUGUGUGUGUGUGUGCGUGUGAGAGAGCGAGGCCUCGUGACCGUGCAUUAAUCUGUCUGGUUGUGAUUGACAGCAGCAAAGAGACACGACCCUCAAAAGGAGAGAGAGAAAGGAGGGAACAGGCUGAUGGACGGAGGAGUGGAGGAGGAGGAGAGGGAAGAGAGGAAGGAGGAGUGGAGGAGAGGGAGGAGGAGUGAGGAGAGGGGGAGGUUAUUACCCACACAAGUGGCCUUCAAAUGAGUGUGUUUAUUUUUUUAACUAGAAAAGUGAGUUUCCAUCUUGUGUGUAUGCAUGACCUGCGACCUAUGAUCUUUUUUACAAAGUUUUAUUCUGUGUGUGUGUGUGUGUGUGUCUGAAAGAGGGAGAGCGUCCAGGAAGCCUUACACUGCCGUGUGUGUGUGUGUGUGUGUGUGUGUGUGUGUGUGUGUGUGUGUGUGUGUGUGUAAGAGAGUGUGUGUGUGUGUAAGAGUGUGUAUGGCGCUAACACAAGCCUUCCAGCCAAUCAAGGCGUCUCGUCUAAUCGACCAAAUUCUGCUCUUCUGGGCGUGGCCCCAGUCGUAGCCAUGGUUACUGAGAACACUAGAUUGUUAUGCAAAUUGAAGCAAGAAACAAAAUCUCCAUGGUAACCAGGUGGAACAGCUGAUUGUAUCUAAUCAUUUCUUUUACCAUAUUAAAGAGCUGAACACAUCUCAACUAA
This is a messenger RNA of Sardina pilchardus (European sardine), 3354 nucleotides long. It is a transcript of the gene clint1a, whose product is annotated as clathrin interactor 1a. The record is from RefSeq and is a predicted model, not a curated record. Bases 151 to 1974 code for a protein of 607 amino acids. Gene Ontology annotation, biological process: endocytosis. Gene Ontology annotation, molecular function: phospholipid binding; clathrin binding. NCBI's taxonomy places the organism in Eukaryota, Metazoa, Chordata, Actinopteri, Clupeiformes, Clupeidae. The transcript has 12 exons. Gene Ontology annotation, cellular component: clathrin vesicle coat; plasma membrane; endosome.